Molecule: messenger RNA, 849 nt
Organism: Echinostoma caproni
Lineage: Eukaryota; Metazoa; Platyhelminthes; Trematoda; Plagiorchiida; Echinostomatidae
Source: the annotation of a GenBank genome assembly
GACGGACCCGUUACCAAAGACACAAAGAACUUAAUUGUCGACUACUCAUUGGAUGAACUGCGAAAUCUCUUCGGUUAUGAGGCUAGUCCCAGCUCAAGCCCGACCAAAGGUGGUCGAUUUAUCCAUCCGGCCGCCUUGAAAUCGGACGAUCCGGAACCCGAUGAGUAUGGACCGGAUGGUCAACCGCUACCAGAAUUGAGUGAGGCUUUCCGCCAAACAUCGACUAAACUGGGAUUUAAUGUUGAAAUGAAAUAUCCUCGAGAGACACUAUUGGGCUGUAUUACACGUGCGGUGAACAAUGGCGAACCGAUCACUGCCCAUUUACCGGGGCCGCAUACCUAUUUUGCUCAAGUUAACAAAUUUUGUGACAAAGUGUUGGAUGUCGUUUGGAAAAAUGCCGGUCCACGUCCGGUGAUCUUGUCGUCUUUCAACGCGGACCUAUGUGCUGUUCUUCGCCUUAAACAGUCUCACCUGCCAGUAUUGUUCAUCACGCGGGGCGGUAUCACAUCAGCUACAGAACCACCCAGUAUGUUGCACGUGGAUCUGCGUCAUUCCAAUCUCUCCGUCGCACUGUCCUGGGCACAUCUAAUGAAUUUAUCCGGAGUUGUUACCUUGGGUCAGCAUUUUGGAUCUGCAAAACAACUCUACGACACGAAUCAGGAUCAAAUUAAUAGCCUACUGUCGGAUAUGCAAGAAAAGAAAUUGGCAUGUCUCGUUUACGGUGAUGGUGUGUCCGAAGUGUCUUUCUUACACGAUGCUGCCAACUACGGUUUGACUGGCAUCAUAAUCGAUCGUGUUGAUUCGUACAUGCGGGAGUAUACUGAUUCUCUUCCAGGCUCUCCCGUUUAG